AUGGUAAGAACUUUGGAUGCUCGUCCGCUUUCAAUUUCAUUUUUACAAGUGUUAGGCCUAGUAUAUUUAUUAAUCCUAUGGCCAAUUUUAUUGUUUUAGAAGUUCUUGAUUGUAUUCCUCUCCUUCCUCGCCUACCAUGUAACGCAUGCCUGUCUUGGAGGCCUUGGUUCUCCAGUCGGCGGUGGAUGUUGUUCAGCACCAAGUGGAGGUGGAUGUGGAGCUCAGCCUCCGUGUGGCGGCGGUGGAAGCUACGGGUAAGUUCACUGUUUUCUGGCGACCUCACUAUUCAUUUUUUGUUUUGAUUUUGUCAAAAUUAAAGCUAGUUUUCCAAAGCAAUAGUCAAGAAUGUCGGCAACAAAAAGAGAUUUUAAAAAUUUUAAAUUUUUUGUCGUGAAUUCGGCAGCUUUUUACAGUAAUUUCAUCCAAUUUCUCCCUUCUCCGUCCCUUCAGAACCCCAUUUCCAUCCAAUCAAACCCCCUCCCACUAAUUACUUUCAUUGAUUCCGAAUCAAAAUGGGGAUUGCGCAACGCCCAAUUACGGUAUCUGUUUUCAUCGCCCCCAACCGCGUAAUAUAUACUUAGACAUUGGGGGAUGUAAUGUAUAUUUUCGUUUCUUUGUUUUAUUUGAAAGCUCAUUUUAUCGCCCGAUGAGCAUUGUUAUGGAGAGCAAACAGAGGGAAUUUAAAGUAAAAACAUAUAUCUGAUGAGCGUAUCUUUUCAUUUUUUUUUGUCUUUGCGAAAUUGAGCAAGAAGAGGGGGACCGAGGAAUGUGAGGGAAAUGUAAAGGUAAAAAACGGGAAUUAAGAAAUUGGAGUGCAGUAAACAUGGCCUCGAGCGAUUGAAAUCAGCAAAAGGGAGGCUCCAGUAAUGGGGUCUCAAGUCAUAUACAAUCACAAAGACGAAACAUAAUUUAUUUCAGGUACAGUGCUCCGAUCGCUGCUCCCGCCCUUCCUCCACCUCCUCCACCCCCACCACAGCCAAUCCCGGUCCCAGUUGGACCCAGUUAUGUUCAAGGGCCUCAGGAAGCGGGCUACGUCUCCUACAACCGAGGUCGACGAUCGCUCUUCCGACGACGUCGCUCGCUCGCCUAA
Molecule: messenger RNA, 1090 nt
Organism: Bursaphelenchus xylophilus (pine wood nematode)
Lineage: Eukaryota; Metazoa; Nematoda; Chromadorea; Rhabditida; Aphelenchoididae
Source: the annotation of a GenBank genome assembly